This is a messenger RNA of Varroa destructor (honeybee mite), 1752 nucleotides long. Its product is annotated as alpha-tocopherol transfer protein-like. The record is from RefSeq and is a predicted model, not a curated record. Gene Ontology annotation, molecular function: phosphatidylinositol bisphosphate binding. NCBI's taxonomy places the organism in Eukaryota, Metazoa, Arthropoda, Arachnida, Mesostigmata, Varroidae. Gene Ontology annotation, cellular component: membrane.
UGUUUUGUGGACCUACUUGGCUUUCUCAACAUCUGUAUAACAACGUUGCACGCGAUUAAGGACGCUUACGACUUACGUGACUACGAAGAAGCAAACCAGAAACUUCUCACAAAGUGGCGAACCGGCGAUGCGUGGCACAGAAUGAAGGAACAAGUAAUUAAUAACCUGGACGCCUGGAAGUUGGACUUCAACGCCAAGGUUCCCGACAAAGACCCAUUACUCGUUGAGAAUUCGCUUAAGGAAUUGAAGGAAAGGCUUUCAGAUGGCAUCCCAGGAUGGGAACACAUUCUAGAUGAUAAGCACCUGUUGAAGUUUUUGCGGUAUAAGGAUUUGAAUGUCCCCGCAACGUUUAAGAUGUUUGACUUGAUUCACAAGCGUAGAAUGGCCGAACCUACACGCUAUUUUCCAGAAGGGAAGGGCCCGCUUCACUAUAAACACGUAUAUGAGCUUCGAUGCGCCGAAGUUCUCCACCAUCGGAACCCACGUGAUGGCACAGCUGUAGUAAUUAUUCGCGUUGGGGACUGGAAGCCGGAAACAGGAGUGGAUUACUUUACCUCGCAGAACGCGGGCAUCUUUCUGGUCGAAUACGUUCUUGAUGAUGAACGUGUUCAGCGCGAUGGUGUAACGUUGAUAAUCGAUUUUAAAGGAUUCCGUUUUUCGUGGGUUAUGCAGUUCUUCCCGCCAUCAUACUUGCCGACGAUCAUAACGACUCUGCAGGAUACAGCUCCGAUACGUUUUAUCGGCAUUCAUAUUUUGAAUCAGCCGGUGAUGUACAAAAUACUUUACGGCAUGGCCUAUCCUUUUAUCAGCAAAGAGGACCUCCUAAAUUUAAAAAUCAGCAAAAAAUUCACUUCCAUGGGACCAACAUCGUCGCUUUGCAAAAAUACGUUGACCGUUCGAUCCUCCCGAAGGACCUUCUUGGACCGCAAGAGCCUGACUAUAUGUGGUUACCCGAAAUGGUUUACAAGAACCACGAUUUUUUUGUCGCCAGAAGUUAUUUGCCGAAAGGCAAGAAAACCGACGGUAAGGAGAAGAGCAUACUUCACUAAAAAACGGACUUCCAGUUCGUUCAAGAUAUUGUGCUAUGCUCAGUAGUCAAUAGAAUUAGGUGAAUCCUCUUUUCCAAAAUGUACAUACGUUCCAAUCGGCUAAACUUCCCAGCAGCAGGUAUCUAACAUGAUGUAUAAUGAAUAAAAGUAGUUUACGAAAUACCAGUUGUCACAAGUAUAUGUAUAUACUGGGACUAUUUCAUGUUUGGUUUUUAUAACAUAUAGAGUGAGGAUGGUUACAUUAUUCUCUCGUUUGAGAGACUCUAAAUAUUCUAAAUUCAUUCUUGAGGAGUCUUGAGUCCCAAAGUUCUGUUCAGUAUUGAUGUGGCUGCAAUCUGUUAGGUAAUCAAAUUUUACACACGAACAAAAAUGGCUUUGUUACUAAAUGAAUAUACUAAAAUAUAUUUAUACAAAUAUAUAUACUGUCAGAUCUUAUUGUAUAGCUGGGGAGAGCCAAGUACCAUGUUGAGCUUAUGAUUUCCGCUCGAAGAAAAUUAUGAAUGCUGUGUAUUUUGUUAAUGGCAAUAAUAAUAAACUUAUGUGAGUAGAGUCCGUGUAAAACGCAGUGUUCUUCUAGUGGCGGGACUUCUCUGACACGGCUUUAAGUGAGAAAAGUAGCGAAUUAAUGUCCACCAUCUACAUUGUAUAUAUAUAUAGACUCGAAGUGAUUUAAUAUGUAAAAAAAAAGAGAUAAUUUAGCCAC